ACACACAGUUGAGCAAAUGGGUGAAGCUAUUGCACCUGAAGGUGAUAGAUCCCGGGCAGCAAGUACACCAAGACAACAAGGUAGACCACUAAGACCAGCAGAUCAUGAUAUUGAUAUAACAACAAGGCCAACAAAGAGAGACUCUGAUAUAGAACUCACACCAGAAGACAGCCUAGAAAUCAAAAAGGGUAAAGAAGACAAACGAGCAGCUAUCGGACUACCGCAUCAAGGCAAUGGUGAGCCGAGCGAGCGGGAAAUGCGGCAUGUAAACGAGAAUGCUCUACACAUUUCUGGAUUGAGUGGAGUCAGUGACAUCAUCGCUGAGGUCAUCGCAGAGGGUGACGUGGAUGCUAAUGAGUUUGGGAUCACGGAACAGCAGAAACUAGCAGCUCAGCAGAAAAUACUGGACAGAAAAGAAGAGAAACUAUGGGAAUAUACAAGACUGAGCAACGAUGAGUUGAGAAACAUCUUCCAUCUCCCAAAACAAGUAGAUGAUACAGAUCCUGGUUUUGCAUCUGUGAAGCCAAUCAGAAGGUCCAUAGAAGACAGAGAAGAGUUACAAAGUUGGAUGUCUAAGAGAAAAGAAAAACAGAUGGCAGAAUAUAAACAAGCAUUAUUGGAACGCCGUCAAGCCGAGAGAGAACCUUACCAGCCACCCAAAGAGGAUAUAUUCAAGCCAUCAUCGAGUUUGAGAGAAAUAAAAAAAAAUGAAGGGAGUAGAAGGACUGUAAAAAGAACUACAAAAGACGAUGACAUCCAAGAGAGAGUGAAGGAUGCUUACAAACUGAUGGGAGAGAUACUGGCUGAUAAACCAGACUUGCCCAAGGAACCAAUCAUUUCUACAUCCAGAACACACAAAAGUGCUGUGAGCACAACCACCGGGAAAAAAGACAUGGGCAGGGGCGAUCCAGAAAAAGUGACAAAGGCUAGAAAUUUACUGUAUAAAGAGGCUGUAAGAGUUGCAGGGGAAAACAAAGUGAGACAACCCAGGAGGUUUGAUGAGCAUGACAGAACGCUUGUCAGACCAGAUGAUUAUCUACAUUUACGCGACAGCUUUGAAAAGGACAGAGAAUAUGGACAAAUUCCAAAGUCUACUUAUCGAAUUGAUGAAAGUAGACAGGUUAGGUCGUAUUUGCCUGAACGCAGCAGAGAUCCAGUGCAUAGGUCAUUUGAUAGUGAGUCUACUGGGAUCACGUCUGCUUAUGCCAGACAACUGGAAAGGCAACUUAGUUUAGAUGUUGACAAGUCGGCUACUCUGGAAAGAAUUCCAGAGAGUUCAGAAAACAAGGAGAAUGAACCAAUGAAAGAUAAGUUGAUUGAAGAAGAAUAUUAUGAGUACAAACCUAAGUCUUACACACAGAUAGUGAAAAUACAGAGGCCGCAUAUUACUAGAAAACAGUCACAGAGAACUGUGAAGACGUAUUCUGAAAGGUUGGCUGACAUGAAGGCAUCAUCUUCUAGGAAACAUGACUCUGAUUCUCUGAGAGCAAAACAAAGACUGUAUGGUACUAAGAGAAUACCUGGUAGUGCCAAAACCGUUGCUGCUGGACCUCGUGUGGUGAAGACGUACACAGAGAGACUAGCAGAUAUGAGAAAACAAGGGGAGGCACAGACACGGCUGUUAAGACCGCAGAGAAGACCUGCGAAACGACCAAGUGUAAAUACAGCAUGCUCUUCCCUACAAGACAAGGCAUCCGAAAUGAGUGGUUUGAGUUUCAGUGAAAUGGAUUACAUUGACGGAGAUGAAUACACGUCCAUGGUGGACAUCCAUGAACUUGAGGAUAUAGCAUCAGUUGGUAGUGGUAGUAUUAUCAGUGAUAUUGAUUGGUCUGUUAUUGAAAAGAUGGUUGCAGAUGUCAAGUAA
This is a messenger RNA of Saccoglossus kowalevskii, 1864 nucleotides long. RefSeq lists its product as uncharacterized. NCBI's taxonomy places the organism in Eukaryota, Metazoa, Hemichordata, Enteropneusta, Harrimaniidae. The record is from RefSeq and is a predicted model, not a curated record.